AUGGAUUUAGGUGAUAUUCCACUGCUUUUUGAUCGUGUUUUUGGAGUGAAAAUUAGAGAACCUCACUUGUACUUUUUCAAAGCUGGUACUCCAAUUCAGUAUCAUGCAAUUGCAACUGGUGACAAUAUUGAAUAUCUCAGAAAUCCUCUAAACGGUAGCAAGUACAGUAAUGAGGAUUCAACUUUUGGACACCAGGAUCAAAAUCAAGAUAAUGAUUCUGGAGGUAAUGGAUCUGAUAAUAAUAGUAGUGGAACAACAAAUCAGCAAACGGGAUCAUUGACAUCUGGUGCGUCUGGAAGUUCAGAUAUUGUUGGAGGUAACUCAAAUAGUAAUAGUGGAUCUGUUUCUAGCAGUGGGGAUUCGGGUAGUUCAUCAAGCACCAAAGAAAGGCCAAGCCGUCCACCUCGAAGAGAGUAUGACUACAAUUAA
Molecule: messenger RNA, 429 nt
Organism: Naegleria gruberi
Lineage: Eukaryota; Heterolobosea; Eutetramitea; Acrasida; Naegleriidae
Exons: 1
Coding region: 1-429 (142 amino acids)
Source: RefSeq, a predicted model, not a curated record